Molecule: messenger RNA, 987 nt
Organism: Sordaria macrospora k-hell
Lineage: Eukaryota; Fungi; Ascomycota; Sordariomycetes; Sordariales; Sordariaceae
Source: RefSeq, a predicted model, not a curated record
AUGGACUCGAACCUGUCCAGAAAGCCUCCUCCCUUGCGCCUCUCAGAACAAGCAGUCCCAAUGGUCGCUCAAAGGGGCAUCAGUGGCGGAGACUGCCCGAGGGGAUACCAGUGGUACACUUGCAAUGCGAUCGACGGCCCUCCCUAUGCGGGCUGCUGCGCGAUGGAUCCCUGCCGUCCGGAGAUGGCCUACGAGUGCCCAGAUCAGUACCAACCUGGUGGUGGUGCUAUCACGUCCUCAACCAUCGUCAUUACCAGUACGGCAGAUCAUGGCACUAGCACAGUGACUCAAAUCACCACCAUCAGGUCCUCUGCCGACUCGGACCCCGCCCCAACUCUGACUUCCCAAGCGUCAUCAACAAGCACCGCUGUGAGAGCUUCAUCAACCGCCAGCGCAACAGCCACUGUUACCCCUGAUGCGCCGCCCACUGUAAUCCACAAAGACCUUUCAGUCGGCGCGAUAGUGGGAAUCGCAGUAGGAUGCUCCCUCGCCUUCAUUUUCUUCGCUAUUUCCGUUUGUAUAUGGUGGGGUCGUCGUCGCACAAAGAAAGAUGAGAAGAAGGACAGCGCGGACACUGCGAACGUUUCGUCGUUUCUCGGACCAACCGACCUGAAUAACCCAGCCGGGAGGGGACAAGAUAAGAACAUGUCCCAGUCUGGCUCCCGUUUCCCAGGUGGGAGCUACCAACCGGUUCCCACAGGUACUCCUUACGAGUACAGAGGUCAAGGUGAACCUGCCGAGCUCGGGAUCCACGACCAACACGAACUGGCCAGGCUCGCCGAUGGACUACGAGAGUCAUCGUUUCAGCGGAGCGACCACAGCGAGCCACAACAGCGGAAGCUCUCCGGCCAGCCCAACUUCCCAUCGCGAGGUGCGUCGGAGCUCGACAUCAACCAGGGGCACCAGCAGGGUGGAUGGGCGAGGUUCGAGCCCAUGCACGAAAUCCCCGAGCUGGACGGCAACGGUAUACCACCGCAACACUCCUAA